Fonsecaea nubica is the source of this 498-nucleotide messenger RNA. RefSeq lists its product as hypothetical. Lineage: Eukaryota; Fungi; Ascomycota; Eurotiomycetes; Chaetothyriales; Herpotrichiellaceae. The record is from RefSeq and is a predicted model, not a curated record. Gene Ontology annotation, biological process: protein phosphorylation; signal transduction. Bases 1 to 498 code for a protein of 165 amino acids. Gene Ontology annotation, molecular function: protein kinase activity; ATP binding. Gene Ontology annotation, cellular component: cytoplasm. The transcript has a single exon.
AUGUCCCUACGAAUGUUUCUGCGACAACCCGGAGCGCGACCAUUGUCCGACGAGCAGAUAUUCCUUUUCGCCGCACAGCUCGCCGAAGGGUACAUGUACUUGCACAGUAAAGGUGUACACCACGUCGACAUCGGCGCGCACAAUGUCUUGAUUGACAAAUCCCGCUCCAAUCUCAAGUUGUGCGACUUCGCAGGAUCGUCAUUAGAUGGCUCAGAACCGCUGGUCCUGGCAGGCUAUCGGGCCCAAUGCCCCUGGAGUGAUGACUCAAGUAUCGAGACCGAACUCUUCGCUCUCGGAAGCCUCCUCUACGAGUUAUCAACAGGACUCGAACCCUACGACGACAAGCCGUUGUCGGAUAUCACGUCUCUGUUCCGUGCGAAACAGUUCCCCCCUGUUGGCCAUUUGGUCCUGGGUCCCGUGAUAAACAAGUGUUGGAUGGGACAAUAUACAGACACUAAAGAACUCGUUGGCGACAUACACGGCCUCCGGAGAAGAUGA